CAGAGAGGAGGAGGUUGGGGAGGGAGUGGAUACGCCGAGGAGAAGUUCUCGCCAACCAGCUGGCUGUUCGCAAGAUCUCAGACGGCAACUUGUGCUGUAUGACGAGUUUCUCUCCCCCUUGCAACAGUGCCAUAGAAGAAAACCUGUGGGAAUUUCCUUUUGACAGCCUCUGGGAUUCAAGGUGCUUAUUAGAUGGCUGUGAACCUGCAUGGAUUACAUACCUUUUUCACAGGAAAUGCUUCGCUGCGUGUGCUCGUGCAUCGUUAUUUCUGUUGACAGUGCAGAAAGCAGGACACUGCAGUGAGUUGAGGAUAUAAAGGGAAUGCUGGGAGCACCACAGAGACGAUCUCACUCCUGGACGGGUAAUCUCUGACGGAGGCCAAACUCUGAGGUGGGGGAGGCUGUAAAGAGGCCCUGAAGGAGCCUCCCAUCCUCCCUACCUGACCAGCCGGACCUAUCAGACAGCCAUGGCUCCUCGGAAACGUGGCGGUGGCAGCCGGGGUGGAGGCCUCUCCUUCAUCUUCUGCUGUUUUAACAGCAGCGAUCAUCCGGAGAUCACUUACAGGCUGCGGGAAGACUUUGCCCUGCAAGCCAUGGAGCCAGCACUGCCGAUGCCAGGAUAUGAUGAGCUGGACGGCAUGUUCUCCGAACUGGUGGAUGAGCUCGACCUUACAGAGAAACACAGAGAGGCCAUGUUCGCUCUGCCUGCAGAGAAGAAAUGGCAGAUCUACUGCAGUAAGAAGAAGGAACAAGAAGAAAACAAAAGUGCGACUAGUUGGCCAGAAUACUACAUUGAUCAGCUCAAUUCAAUGGCAGCUAGAAAGACGCUACUCGCUCUGGAGAAAGAGGACGAGGAAGAGAGGAACAAAACCAUAGAGAGCUUGAAGACAGCACUGAGGACACAACCUAUGAGGUUUGUGACUCGUUUUAUUGACAUGGAUGGUCUGACUUGCAUCCUUAACUUCUUGAAGAGCAUGGACUACGAGACCACUGAGUCUCAGAUCCACACGUCUCUCAUCGGCUGCAUCAAAGCUCUCAUGAACAAUUCCCAGGGCCGCGCCCACGUCCUCUCCCAUUCUGAGAGCAUCAACAUCAUUGCUCAGAGCCUCGCCACAGAGAACAUCAAGACCAAGGUUGCCGUGCUGGAGAUCAUGGGUGCCGUGUGUCUUGUCCCUGGUGGACACAAAAAAAUCCUGGAGUCCAUGCUGCACUACCAACGCUUCGCCUGCGAGAGGACGAGAUUUCAGACAUUAAUAAACGAUCUGGACAGGAGUACAGGGCGGUACAGGGAUGAGGUCAACCUGAAAACAGCCAUCAUGUCCUUUAUUAACGCUGUGCUGAGUCAAGGGGCGGGAGAGACAAGCUUGGAAUUCCGAAUCCACCUCCGUUAUGAGUUUCUCAUGCUGGGGAUCCAACCUGUGAUUGAUAAGCUACGCUCACAUGAAAACUCUACAUUAGACAGACAUUUAGACUACUUUGAGAUGCUGCGGAACGAGGACGAGCUGGCUUUGUCAAAACGUUUUGAGUCGGUACAUAUAGACACCAAGAGUGCCAGCCAAGUUUUUGAUCUCAUUCGUAAAAAGAUGAAUCACACUGAUGCAUACCCGCACUUUAUGUCUGUCCUGCAUCACUGUCUCCUCAUGCCACACAAGAGGAGUGGAAACACGGUGCAGUACUGGCUGCUGUUGGAUCGUAUCGUCCAACAGAUGGUCUUGCAGAAUGACAAAGGUCAUGACCCCGACGUCACACCACUGGAGAAUUUUAACGUGAAGAACGUUGUCCGGAUGCUGGUGAAUGAAAAUGAGGUCAAACAAUGGAAGGAGCAGGCAGAGAAGAUGAGGAAAGAGCACCAUGAGUUGCAGCAAAAGUUUGAGAAGAAGGAACGUGAAUGUGAUGCAAAGACUCAGGAGAAGGAAGACAUGAUGCAGACACUCAACAAGAUGAAAGAGAAGCUGGAGAAGGAGAGCACCGAGCACAAGAAUGUCAAACAGCAAGUGGCCGAACUAACUGCCCGACUGCACGAACUGAGCACUCAGCGACAAGCAGCUGUCGUUCCCGGAGGCCCUCCCCUCGCCCCCGGUCCUCCUGGUGGUCCUGUGCCUCCUCCACCCAUGCCAGCCUUUGCAGGCAUGGCCCCACCUCCCCCGCCUCCCCCUGGGGGCAUGAUGCCUCCUCCGCCUCCCCCACCGCCUCCUCCUGGUGGUCCUCCACCUCCUCCAGGACGCCCACCCAUCGGGGGCAUCCCUCCGCCUCCAGGUGCGCCCUUGGGACCCUCCUUGAAGAAGAAGAACAUUCCCCAGCCAGCCAAUGCACUCAAGUCCUUCAACUGGUCCAAGCUAGCUGAGAAUAAACUGGAGGGCACCGUGUGGAUGGAAGUGGAUGAUGCCAAGGUUUUUAAAAUCCUGGAUCUGGAGGACAUAGAGAAGACUUUCUCAGCCUAUCAGAGACAGCAGGACUUCUUUAUGAUCAAUAACAGCAAACAGAAAGAGGCAGACGACGACACUCUGGGCUCUAAAAAAGUCAAAGAACUUUCUGUCAUCGAUGGCCGUCGAGCUCAAAACUGCAACAUCCUGCUUUCACGGCUGAAGCUCUCAAAUGAGGAGAUCAAGAGAGCCAUCCUAACCAUGGACGAACAAGAGGAUCUUCCUAAAGACAUGCUGGAGCAGCUGUUGAAGUUUGUCCCUGAGAAAAGCGAUGUGGAUCUCCUUGAGGAGCACAAACAUGAGCUUGACAGAAUGGCCAAACCCGAUCGCUUCCUCUAUGAGAUGAGCAGAAUAAACCACUACCAGCAGAGGCUGCAGUCUCUCUACUUCAAAAAGAAGUUUGCAGAGAGGAUAGCUGAAAUCAAACCCAAAGUUGAAGCUCUGUCAAGGGCGUCAAAGGAAGUUUUACACAGCAGAAACCUGAAGCAGCUGCUGGAGGUGGUGCUGGCCUUUGGAAACUUCAUGAACAAGGGUCAGAGGGGGAACGCUUACGGCUUCAAGGUGUCCUCGCUCAACAAGAUCGCUGAUACCAAAUCCAGUAUCGACAAAAACAUCACUCUCCUGCACUACCUGAUCACCAUCCUGGAGAAGAAAUACCCCAAAGUCCUGAUGUUCCAGGAAGACCUGCAGAGCAUCACAGAAGCAGCCAAAGUCAACAUGACUGAGCUGGAAAAAGAUAUCAACAACUUGCGAAGCGGCUUGAAAAGUGUGGAAAGUGAGCUAGACUACCAGAAGAAGCGACCGCAGGAGCUGGGCGAUAAGUUUGUAUCAGUGGUGAGUCAGUUCAUCACAGUGGCCAGCUUCAGCUUCUCCGAUGUGGAGGACUCUCUCACCGAGGCUAAAGAGCUGUUCCUCCGGGCAGUAAAGCACUUUGGUGAGGAUGCCAAUAAGAUGCAGCCAGAUGAGUUCUUUGGUAUCUUUGACCAGUUCCUGCAGUCGUUCUCCGAAGCUCAGCAGGAGAACGAGAACAUGCGGAAACGCAAAGAAGAGGAGGAGCGCAGGGCCAAAAUGGAAGCUCAGCUUAAAGAGCAGAGGGAGAAGGAGCGAAAGGCCCGGAAGGCAAGAGCAAAUGGGGAAGACGACGGCGGUGAAUUUGAUGACCUGGUGUCAGCUCUGCGGUCGGGUGAGGUCUUCGACAAGGACCUGUCCAAGAUGAAACGCAACCGCAAGCGCUUCAACAACCAGGCCACAGACUCAAACAGAGAGCGGCCCAUCACAAAGCUCAACUUUUAAGUUUAGGUCACCAUCCUGAUUUUGCUCCCCUCUGUUCAUAAAGUUUCCCUCUGGGUCGAACUGACAUGCACAUUCCUCUGCACCUCCCUCCAUUCCCACCCAGCUCAGCUUCAGAGGUGCAGCACCACACACAGAGCACCAUGUUCAUUCUCUGAGGUUAAAUGUUUAACGGAGAAGAAGCCAAAACUUGUUCACAACGACCAAACGUGAUGGUUUGGUAGUAUGAAAUGUUUUAAGAUGUUGUACAGUAGCAGGAUGACGUUCCCCUCCCUGCAGAGAAGUUUUCCUACAUGUAAAAGAUGUUUGAUAGGAACUGUUCUGUGCUGUCUUUUGUAUGUCUGAAACUAUGCACAGAGUGAAAUGUGCAGCUAGCAGACUCCUCCAGGGCUUGAUGCUCGAUCCAAACAGGAAGAUGAUUCCACCAAAAACACACAAAGGGGCCAUUUUGUAUGAACAGAGUGAGAUAAGCUGCUGAGCUGGCCUAGAGACCAUUUUUGGAGCGUGACUGAAUCUGGACUUCCUGAUGACGCUGCCUUUCUCUUGCAGUCAGAACCAUCACAGGACUUUGACACAAUGUGGCUAGACAGAUGUGUUUUUGACUGCAAGCGACGCAGCAAAGAAGUAAAGAUUUCUUUUCUAUUCCUCAUUGUUGACAUGCAGCAGUUAUAUCUGACCACUGUAUCUUUUAUUUGAACUUGUUCCUGUUAAGAGCUGGCCUUAACUCUGUAAUUUUUAAUUGUUAAGUUGGUACUCUUAAAGGCCUGGGCCUGACCUGCAAUUUCUCAAUAAGUGUGGACACUCAUGUCAUAGAUGACAAAUAUCUAUAUAUAAGGUUGUGUGCUUAUUUCACAUGCACAUAGAAAUCCAUAAUGACUAUGCUAAAUGCCAUUAAAACCAGACCCUAUCAAUGCAAUACAUUGUUUUUCCACUCUGAAGGAAGUGCCCUCCUUCAGCUUUUUAUUGAAUAGAUUAAAUGUUUUUCUGUGCAAUGGCUGGAUUUACAUCGCAAAGAAAAAAGACUUUCUACAUGUGAUGUUUUUUAUUCUUAAAGAAAAUAUCAGAUGUGGACAUUUUUCAGCUGUGUGAAUCCAUCCAGUGCCAAACACCUCCAUGGGACUUUUAUAAUUUAAAUAUUGCCUUCCAUUGUACAAUGACCUGAUGAGAAUAAAUGGGAGAAAAACA
This is a messenger RNA of Cheilinus undulatus (humphead wrasse), 4898 nucleotides long. RefSeq names its product disheveled-associated activator of morphogenesis 1-like. Bases 468 to 3716 code for a protein of 1082 amino acids. The transcript has 26 exons. Gene Ontology annotation, molecular function: small GTPase binding; actin binding. Gene Ontology annotation, biological process: actin cytoskeleton organization. Gene Ontology annotation, cellular component: stress fiber. The record is from RefSeq and is a predicted model, not a curated record. Lineage: Eukaryota; Metazoa; Chordata; Actinopteri; Labriformes; Labridae.